Messenger RNA from Knipowitschia caucasica, 345 nucleotides. NCBI's taxonomy places the organism in Eukaryota, Metazoa, Chordata, Actinopteri, Gobiiformes, Gobiidae. The record is from the annotation of a GenBank genome assembly.
AUGUGCGCUCCUCUGCAGCCAGGCUUCCUCAUCACAAACGUGAACUCUCUGACGGCACAUCCAGUGAACCUCCGGAGGUUCACCAUCACUGAGGAGGAGGAGGAGGAGGAGGAGGCUGUGGGGAGGGAGGAGACAUCACAGAGGGUCAGGGAGGAUAAGGAGGCUGUGGGGAGGGAGGAGACAUCACAGAGGGUUAGGGAGGAGGCUGUGGGGAGGGAGGAGACAUCACAGAGGGUUAGGGAGGAGGCUGUGGGGAGGGAGGAGACAUCACAGAGGGUUAGGGAGGAGGAGGAGGAGGCUGUGGGGAGGGAGGAGACACCACAGAGGGUCAGGGAGGAGGAGUAA